Messenger RNA from Alnus glutinosa, 1157 nucleotides. Its product is annotated as UPF0481 protein At3g47200-like. The transcript has 3 exons. NCBI's taxonomy places the organism in Eukaryota, Viridiplantae, Streptophyta, Magnoliopsida, Fagales, Betulaceae. The record is from RefSeq and is a predicted model, not a curated record. Bases 90 to 1157 code for a protein of 355 amino acids.
CAGUCAUUCAUAGCAUUGAACACUUUUUUUAUUGCCAGUGAUCACUCUAGUAUUUGUCAUCAGGAAAUUUAAGAAAGACUACUUGAUAGAUGGGAGAAUAUCAACGUGCAACUUUGGUAAAUAACAUCACAAGUGCAUUAGAAAGCUUAGAGCCUCUCUCAUCACUACCUGAACCUUGUAUCUAUAAGGUUCCGGAUCCUCUUCGCAAGUUGAACAAAAAAGCUUACAGUCCUCAGAUUCUUUCAAUAGGGCCUUUUCACCAUGGCGACGAAAAACUGCAAAACAUGAAAAAACACAAAUUAAGAUAUCUCAAGGAAUUCAUGGAAUGGGCCAACAAAAACUUUGAGGAAUUAUUACUUGUUAUAGAGGAGUCGGAAGAAAUUGUUCAACAAUCAUGGAAAUGUUACGACAAGAUAUUACUAAAGCCAUGGUUGGCUGCCACGAUGCAGCGGGACUUAGUGUUACUUGAAAAUCAACUUCCUUUCUUUAUUGUUAAGAAAUUAUUUGACCAUACAAUAUUUCCAUCUCAAGGACGCUUACCCUCCUUCACUGAGCUUACCUUUAAUUACUUUAAGUCUUUCAACACUCAAAAUUUGCUUCCCAAUCCUAAGCCAAUAAUAAUGCAUUUUGUUGAUUUGCUUAGAAGAUUUUACCUGCCCAAAAGUCUACCAAAAAGAACAACUAAAAAAGUUAAGCAUGUGUACAGUGCAACCCAGCUAGACGGGAAAGGAUUGAAGUUUAUGGUGGAUCAUUCGAGGCAUUGUUUACUUAACCUUGACCUAGACUAUAAGAAGGGAGUGUUGAAAAUCCCACACAUUACCUUGGACGAUAUCACAAAGUUUUAUGUUCGAAAUCUUACGGCAUUUGAGCAAUGCCACUAUCCAAAUGCGGCAUAUGUUACUGAUUAUUUUAUCCUCUUAGAUUUCCUUAUCAAAAGUGAAAAAGAUGUGGAUUUACUUGGUCGAAAGGGGAUUAUGGUUAAUGGGUUUGGUAACAACGAUGCAACUUUUAUCAAAAAUUUGGCCACAACUUCCUUGAGGCGAGACUAUUUUGGCAAUCCCUGGAAGGCCGCUUCUACCACAGCUGUUGUUAUCAUGUUGAUUCUCACUUUGAUACAAGCUAUAUGCUCUAUUAUUUCUAUAUAUCCUGAUCACUAA